This is a messenger RNA of Rhizoctonia solani, 1155 nucleotides long. RefSeq names its product LETM1 and EF-hand domain-containing protein anon-60Da, mitochondrial. Lineage: Eukaryota; Fungi; Basidiomycota; Agaricomycetes; Cantharellales; Ceratobasidiaceae. Gene Ontology annotation, molecular function: ribosome binding. Gene Ontology annotation, cellular component: mitochondrial inner membrane. Bases 1 to 1155 code for a protein of 384 amino acids. The record is from RefSeq and is a predicted model, not a curated record. Gene Ontology annotation, biological process: intracellular monoatomic cation homeostasis. The transcript is spliced from 5 exons.
AUGUUAACUAUAGCGCAUAGCAAUAAUAGAUCGUUGCGAGUCAGAGUUAUCACAUUAUAUUCCGCCCAAAGAUGCCACUCAUCCUUGCCAUCACCGUCGACCAAGACUCCCGCCACACAACAUGAGCCUGUGUUCCCAACUUCUAUUCCAAGAAAGCAGAAAAUCGAACUCAAACCUGGUCCGAGGCCUACUGCGGUCGCAGGUGCUCAGUCAGCGAGCGCACAGCAUGACAAACCGACGGCGCCGACACCUCAACCAACAGCUGCCCAACCAAGGGCCGAAGCCAGCAAGGCAAACGAGCCUUCAGAGUCGGAGAAGCCCCCUUCGAAAAUUAAGAUUGCUAUAGCCGACGUGGUUAAGGCUGCUGAGCAGGGUGCAUUGGCUCCCCCGCCCCCAGAUGCGAGCAAGAUGGGCAAACUUUGGCACCAAGUCAAAGAAUUAUUUAAAUUUUAUGUGCGGGGGUUGAAGCAACUUCUGGUCCACCGCCAAAUUGUCAAAGAUCUCAAAGCUCGUGGGGGACAAAUGACUUGGGAAGAGACGCACUUUGUCAAGACAUACAAGGAGGACAUGGUCAAGCUAAUCCCAUUUCUAUUGAUUCUCCUAAUCCUUGAGGAAGCUCUCCCACUCGUCGUCCUCUAUGCACCAUUCCUUCUUCCCUCCACCUGCAUACUACCCAACCAGCGAGCACGCAUACUAUGGAAGCGAGACGACGCGCAAUUUAAUGCUCGCUCCGAAGCCCGUUCAAUACUCCUCUCUGUCGAAUCAUUACAAGAUCUUGCCGAAGGGGGUGUGAAGGAAAUGCCAGAGGAUCUCGUGACCGCUAUGGUCAAGGUAUUUGGGCUCUCAACGCGCGGACCAGUGGCUCUACAGCGUCGGCGCCUUGAAAAGCACCUAGAGUACUUGAUGAACGACGACUGCCUGCUGGCGCUAGAGGAGACAAUGGGUUCUCACUUAGAUCUCAGGAAUUUGAAAGUCGUAAUGUCCGAACGUGGAUUCCUGGCCUCUGCAGACGAACCUGACCUCCGCAGCACACUCGAUAAGAGAUUACAAGCUCUUGGUGAAGAUAAGGCCGAAUGGAAACCCCGCUCGUUACAAUUCCUGCUUAAAGACCUAUUGGAGUCGAAGAGAGAUGUGAAGCCGACUCCCGUAGAUUGA